AUGGAACGUAGCGAGUCUGCUUUAUUCUCUCAGCUCUCAAACGAUCAAAUCCAGAAAAUACGCGAUGCUUUCCAAUUCAUAGAUGAGGACGGUGAUGGAAGAAUAUCUAAGAAAGACCUCGUAAAGAUGUAUUCCAACCUGGGAAAGAGCCAAAUGGAGGCUCAAAUCGAUCAGAUGCUGGCGUCUGAGAAUAACAAGGAGCUCACAUUUCCGGAAUUUUUGACACUCAUGGGUGAAAGACUGCGUAAUUUCCCGGAAGACCAGGAAAUGUCGGACGCACUGCGAGCAUUCAAUCCUUCGGGUGGAAACGAACUUAAUGUCGAUGUUGCUGAGCUGAAAAGCUAUUUGCGAGAUGCCGGGUCAGACAUGACGGCAAUAGAAGCUGUCUUGAAACAGUUUUGUGCUACACAACUGUCAGGAGAACAGAUUUUCAAGGGUCAAAAGUUUCUUGACACGAUAGAGUAA
Lachancea dasiensis is the source of this 465-nucleotide messenger RNA. NCBI's taxonomy places the organism in Eukaryota, Fungi, Ascomycota, Saccharomycetes, Saccharomycetales, Saccharomycetaceae. The record is from the annotation of a GenBank genome assembly.